GGAGAGUUUCCCUAACAAAACCGGAAAUACGGUACAACGUCCAUCAAACGUUUAGAGAGCCCCAGUCGUGCUUUUAUUACGGAAGGUUGUACCGGAAUCUCUUCGGUUUUGGUGGUUGCCUUAACGCAGGUCAGAAGCCCAACGUGGAGGAGAGGAUGUGGGUAUGCUGACAUCUGCAAGCCAGAGGUUUAACUGGAAGACGACCGCAGACAGGCGGACAAACAACGGCCAUAGCAACCUCGAAGAAAGUCCGAGACAUGUAACUUUCUCUGAAGAGGCUUGUGUCCCGUAGGGCACCCCGAGGCUCAGGCUGUCACGGUGCCUCCCUGGGGCUUUCCAUCAUGAGGGGGCGUUGCUCUCGAAAACUAGGUGUGCUGGCCAAGGCUGGCUUCCUGAUCUGGGUACUGUGGCUGGGCUACCUUUUGUUAGAACGCUCCUCUUUCCCUUCCGCUUCCUCUGGUGAGGAGGAGGAUGAAGAGCAUGAUCUUCAGGCGAGACAGCUCUCCAUAGACGAGAGCGGGGCUAAUGGGCAGCUUGCUAGGCCUCUCUACAUUAAGCCACCACCAGACAACAAUGCGCCGGGGGAGUGGGGUCGGGCCACACACCUUACCCUGAGUCCUGAAGAAAAGAAACAGGAGCAGGACUCUGUGGAGCGCUACGCUAUCAAUAUCUAUGUCAGUGACAAAAUUUCCCUCCAUCGGCAUAUCCAGGACCACAGGAUGAAUGAAUGCCGAAGUAAGAAGUUUGACUACAGGCGUUUACCCACCACUUCUGUGAUCAUAGCCUUCUACAACGAGGCCUGGUCCACCCUGCUGAGGACUAUUCACAGUGUGCUGGAGACUACGCCUGCCAUCCUGUUGAAAGAGAUCAUUCUCAUCGAUGACUACAGUGACCGAGGCUACCUGAAAUCCCAACUAGCUGACUACAUCAGUAAUCUGGAACGUGUGCGGCUCAUCCGGACCAACAAAAGAGAAGGGCUGGUCCGGGCACGUCUCAUUGGCGCCACCUAUGCUACGGGUGACGUGCUGACAUUUCUUGACUGCCACUGUGAGUGCGUCCCUGGCUGGAUUGAGCCUCUGCUGGAAAGGAUUGGUGAGAAUGCCAGUACCAUUGUGUGCCCUGUGAUCGACACCAUUGACUGGAACACUUUUGAGUUUUACAUGCAAACAGAUGAGCCAAUGAUAGGAGGAUUUGACUGGAGACUCACCUUUCAGUGGCACUCAGUCCCUGAAGUGGAACGCAAGAGGCGCAAGUCUCGCCAUGACCCCAUCAGAUCUCCUACAAUGGCAGGUGGAUUAUUUGCUGUGAGCAAGGCCUACUUUGAGUACCUGGGCACAUAUGAUAUGGGUAUGGAGGUGUGGGGAGGAGAAAACCUGGAGCUCUCCUUCAGGGUAUGGCAGUGUGGGGGCAGCCUGGAGAUUCACCCCUGCUCUCAUGUGGGCCAUGUGUUCCCUAAAAAGGCCCCUUAUGCUCGACCCAACUUCCUCCAGAAUACUGUACGAGCUGCAGAGGUUUGGAUGGACUCAUAUAAACAACACUUCUACAACAGGAAUCCUCCAGCCAGAAAGGAAACCUAUGGGGAUAUCUCAGAGCGGCUGCUGCUGAGGGAGAGGCUAAAGUGCAACAGUUUUGACUGGUACCUGAAGAACAUCUACCCUGACCUACAUGUACCUGAGGACAGGUCGGGCUGGCAUGGUGCUGUGCGUAGCUCAGGGAUACAUUCAGAGUGUCUGGAUUACAACGCUCCGGAGCACAGUCCUACAGGUGCCCACCUCUCUCUGUUUGGCUGCCAUGGCCAGGGAGGCAACCAGUACUUUGAAUACACAUCACAGAGGGAGAUCCGUUUCAACUCUGUGACAGAGCUGUGUGCUGAAGUGCUCGAGGGUCAGACCUCCAUCGGGAUGAGGCACUGUCCUCGUGAUGGGGAGCUCAAGUCUCCCAGUAUCAUCUGGGAGUUCAGAAAGGACGGGACCAUCUACCACCCUCAUGCAGACAUGUGUGUGACAGCCUACCGCACACCAGAGGGCCGCACAGACACCCAGAUGAGGCGGUGCAAUCCAGGAGACAAAACCCAGCAGUGGAAGUUUGAGUGGUAAGAGGAGGAAGAGAAAAAGUAGCAGGAAACCUCAAGUGACCUUCUUUGACCAUAGUGCAAUUACUACAGUGGAUGUCUUCUCCGCUACUCCCAAUUCUCUGGCUCUCUCCAAGUCUGCACUCCAUUUGAAUGGGAAUGAUGAGCAAAUAAAAGGCGGUGAAAAGUCACUUUAAGCCAAUGAUUCACCCAUUUCAGUGCUUUUAUGCCCAUGAGAAUGACUGCGUACGUGCAGAUGGUGCUGGAGUGAAUGAGAAUUUGAAGAUGAGGUUUAUCGGGUCUUUUUAAGGAGACCAGCUGAACUUGAGACUUUUACUUUCGUGUUGCUUUCAUCCAAGUGCCUCUGCAACCAAAACAGAGUCCACACCUUAACUGUCAUUGUUGCCAUUGUUCUUGCAACAACAUGAGAGCAGUGAAACUGGUUUGACUCUCCAGCACAUGAAGAAGUGCCUUUCAAAUAGAUUAAAGACAAAGCAUUUCCUUGAAGACUAGAUGCAAAAAUCAUGCUGCACUACCGAAUAUUACCUUAAUGUGAAAUUAAUAUUAAUUAUUAUUGUUCAUUGUAUCAAUCAUCAUGCUUAUUUCGUUAGUUGUUGAAAAAAAUAACCAAUUUAAAGAUGGGCUGCUCAAAGAAGACAUGCCAGGAAUUUAAGGUCAGCAGCAUUAAGCCCCAAACCAGCUAUAUCCUAACAUGCUCCAUCAUGUGAGAGGGGAACAGGGAGAGAGCACUGUGGUCAUACAGAACUGCCCGUCAAUUCUAUCUCUUGCCUGUGGAGCCAGUUUCAUGGUAGAAUGCUGCCUGAACAAGACUUGAAGCAAAAGCAUGCACUAAGUGCAAUUUGCCCCAGAGGGCUUAGUGAGUUGACAGGAAUGUUGUCAUCUAUUCUUCCCUGUAUUGUAAAAUUAAGAAUGCCCUUUAAACUCCUACGUCAAUGUGCCUUUGAAAGGUUGUCAUCCUAAGAAGAACACGUUUGUGCCGAAAUGAAAUGUGCCAGUGGAUGUCAAAUGUAUUUAGAACAUUUUAAAUGUGGAUAUCUAAAAUAACACUGGCUUGAUGCACUUGAUUUUAUUUAGUCACAAAAAGCCUUAAAGGGAGCGCCUGUUUAAUUUAAUCUUUCAACUUGGCUGUGCCAGAAUGUUUUGUCAAGACUCCUGUGUGUAAACUGUACUUGAAACGGCAUCAAAAACACUCCUGUUUUGUUUUUUUUUUCCACUGAAGAUCCCGUCUGUGUUUCUACUGGGAUGUAAGGACAAAGAGAUGUGGUGUAACUGUUGUUGAAAUGUUUGUUGAAUAGCAGCUGUAUUUGCCGAAGACUGCUUUAUCACUGAGCAACGUUUGGUCUCUGUGGUCCUUUGAAUUCACGAAUAAGAGAUACAGUAGAUAAACAUAUAAGAUGGCUCCUGUUAUGUGUUACCUUUGUAAAUAAUGUUUGAAAUAAGGGACUGGGGGGGUGCGGGGGGGCAGUGCUAAUGUAAAGCACCUCAAACUACUGAUAAUGCAAAAGGGAUGAUGGUGAUGAUGAUGGUGAUUACUUGAUAUGAAGAAGAGGGUGAUUGAAAUGGGAUGGAUGACUCAAAAUAAGAUUAUAUGUGU
This is a messenger RNA of Seriola dumerili (greater amberjack), 3686 nucleotides long. RefSeq names its product polypeptide N-acetylgalactosaminyltransferase 4-like (gene galnt4). The coding region runs from base 342 to 2096 and encodes 584 amino acids. Gene Ontology annotation, cellular component: Golgi apparatus. Lineage: Eukaryota; Metazoa; Chordata; Actinopteri; Carangiformes; Carangidae. The transcript has 12 exons. The record is from RefSeq and is a predicted model, not a curated record.